Dicentrarchus labrax (European seabass) is the source of this 5271-nucleotide messenger RNA. Its product is annotated as NACHT, LRR and PYD domains-containing protein 12-like. NCBI's taxonomy places the organism in Eukaryota, Metazoa, Chordata, Actinopteri, Moronidae. Gene Ontology annotation, molecular function: protein binding. The coding region runs from base 514 to 3747 and encodes 1077 amino acids. The record is from RefSeq and is a predicted model, not a curated record. The transcript is spliced from 11 exons.
AACUCGGCUUAAUUAGCUGUUUUCUACGUUACCUCUCUGCUAACUACAAUACUAAGAACUAGGUGUGGUUAGCUGUUAGCUACGAUAGCUGUCAGCUGACUACAACAUCUAGGCUUAGUUAGCUGAUAGCUUUGAGCUAGCCAUUAGUUAUAAUUUGAAGAAAAAUGUAUUUACAUUAUUUAAACAUUUAAGUACUGACAUUCUGACCAAGAUUUAUUUUUAUCCAAUCUGUUCAAACCAACAGACACACACACACACACACACACACACACACACACACACUCACACACUCACACACACACACACACACACACACACACACACACACACACACACACACACACACACAGAUAAGGUGAUUUCCUGUAAAUGGAGAGGGGAGGAGCUACACUGCAGGUGAUCCAGGUACAUGAGGACAGGGAGGGAACCUGAAAGUGAAAGUGUUCAGUCAGACUCCAUUUUGAGUCGACAGAGCAGACAGAGUAAAACUGAAGUCUGAGGCAGGAUCAGAAGAUGAGUGUUUGUGUGGAGGAAGAGGAGGACAGAGCAGAGUCUCCAGUGUCCAGCUGUCUGUCUAUGAAGAGUGACCGUUCCAAACCUGAACCUCCAGACUUCAGUAAUGAACCUGGACCCUCAGACCAACAAGUUCAGUCCAACAGACAGAGAGCAGAGUCUCCAGUGUCCAGCUGUCUGUCUAUGAAGAGUGACUGUUCCAAACAUCUUCCUCCAUUGUUCAGCAAUGACCCUGGACCCUCAGACGCACAAGAGAGGAAGAGGAGUCUUGGUCCUGAGGAGGAGCAGCUGUCCUGCUGUGUUUUGUGUCAGGACGUCCUGAAGGAUCCAGUCUCUACCAGCUGUGGACACUGGUUCUGCAGACAGUGCAUCACCUCAUACUGGGACCAGUCUGGUUCACCAGGAGACUCCUCCUGUCCCCAGUGUGGAGAAAGAUCCAGAAGAAGACCUGGACUGCAGACAGACAGUCAGACCAGCACUGUACAAGCAGACGGUGGUCUGCAGGAGGUUUUAGGGGAUUUUAAGAUCAGUCUGAGGAGGAGAUGUGAAUGUGUGACUGAAGGAACUGAUGAAACAGGAAGUGGAACCCUCCUCAACAGGAUCUACACUGAGCUCUACAUCACAGAGGGACAGAGUGAAGACGUUAAUACCCAACAUGAGGUGAGGCAGCUUGAGACAGCUUCCAAGAUGGAGAAGCUCCAUGAUACUCCAAUCAGGUGCCACGACAUCUUUAAAGCCUUACCUGACCAACAGAGACACAUCAGAGUGGUUCUCACGAACGGCGUUGCUGGCAUUGGUAAAACCUUCUCAGUGCAGAAGUUCACUCUGGACUGGGCAGAGGGCUUGGAGAACCAAGAUGUCAGUUUGGUGGUUCUGCUUUCGUUCAGGGAGCUGAACCUGAUCAAAGAUGAGCAGUACAGUCUUCUCAGGCUGCUCCAUGUUUUCCAUCCAACAUUACAGAAGGUCACAGCAGAGCAGCUCGCUGUCUGUAAACUUUUGUUCAUCUUUGACGGCCUGGAUGAAAGCAGACUUUCACUGGAUUUCCACAACAAUGAGGUUCUGUCUGACGUCACACAGAAGUCUUCAGUCAAUGGGCUGUUGACAAACCUCAUCAAGGGGAAUCUGCUUCCCUUGGCUCUCGUCUGGGUAACUUCCAGACCUGCAGCAGCCAAUCAGAUCCCUCCUGAAUGUGUUGACAGGGUAACAGAAGUGCAAGGCUUCACUGAUGCCCAGAAGGAGGAGUACUUUAGGAGGAGAGUCAGUGAUGAAGAUCUGUCAAACAGAAUCAUCUCACACAUCAAGACCUCCAGGAGCCUCCACAUCAUGUGUCUAAUCCCAGUCUUCUGCUGGAUCAGUGCUACAGUUCUGGACCACAUGUUGACCACAGACCAGAGAGGACAGCUGCCCAAGACUCUGACUGACAUGUACUCACACUUCCUGCUGAUUCAGACGAAGAGGAAGAAGCAGAAGUACGAUGAAGGACAUGAGAUGAGUCCACAGGAACUGAUGCAGGCUGACAGAGAAGUUCUUCUGAAGCUGGGGAGGCUGGCGUUUGAACAGCUAGAGAAAGGAAACAUCAUGUUCUACCAAGAAGACCUGGAGCAGUGUGGUCUUGAUGUCACAGAGGCCUCGGUGUACUCAGGAGUUUGUACAGAGAUCUUCAAAAGAGAGAGUGUGAUCUUCCAGAAAACAGUCUACUGCUUUGUUCAUCUGAGCAUUCAGGAGUUUCUGGCUGCAGUCUACAUGUUUCACUGUCACACCAACAGGAACACAGAGGUACUGGAGGGUUUCCUUGGAAAAGAAUGGAGAGACAGGGACUCAGACCCAAAGUGUUUUAAGAAUAGUUUUAAGUACUUUGGCAACAACCCAUCUCUGGAUGUCUUCCUGAGCAGAGCCACAGAGAAAUCCCUCAAAAGUACAAAUGGUCAUCUGGACCUGUUUGUUCGCUUCCUUCAUGGCCUCUCUCUGGAGUCCAACCAGAGACUCUUAGGAGGCCUGCUGGGUCAGACAGACAACAGUCCAAAAAUUCUCCAGAGAGUCAUCAACAACCUGAAGAAGAUGAACAGUGCUGAUAUAUCUCCUGACAGAAGCAUCAACAUCUUCCACUGUCUGAUGGAGAUGAACGACCACUCAGUCCAUCAGGAGAUCCAAGAGUUCCUGAAGUCAGAGAACAGAUCAGAGAAGGAACUCUCUGUGAUCCACUGCUCAGCUCUGGCCUACAUGCUGCAGAUGUCAGAGGAGGUUCUGGAUGAGUUGGACCUGAGGAAGUACAACACAUCAGAGGAGGGACGACAGAGACUGAUUCCAGCUGUGAGGAACUGCAGAAAGGCUGUACUUUCUAACUGGGGACUCUCAGAGACUCACUGUGAAGUAGUGGCCUCAGCUCUGAAGUCCAACCCCUCCCAUUUGAGAGAGCUGGACCUGAGUUACAACUACCUCAAGGAUUCAGAAGUGAUGCUGUUGUCUGCUGGACUCGAGAGUCCAAACUGUAGACUGGAGACUCUGAGAUUGAGUUCCUGCAGUUUGUCAGAGAUCAGCUGUUGUUCUCUGGUCUCAGCUCUGAAGUCCAACCCCUCCCAUCUGAGAGAGCUGGACCUGAGUAUCAACAACAACCUGCAGGAUUCAGGAGUGAAAUUGCUGUGUGGUUUUCUGGAGAGUCCACACUGUAAACUGGAGACUCUGAGAUUGAGUUGCUGCAGUUUGUCAGAGAUCAGCUGUUCUUCUCUGGUCUCAGCUCUGAAGUCCAACCCCUCCCAUCUGAGAGAGCUGGACCUGAGUAUCAACAACCUGCAGGAUUCAGGAGUGAAAUUGCUGUGUGGUUUUCUGGAGAGUCCACACUGUAGACUGGAGACUCUGAGAUUGAGGGGCUGCUGGUUGUCAAAGAUCAGCUGUUCUUCUCUGGUCUCAGCUCUGAAGUCCAACCCCUCCCAUCUGAGAGAGCUGGACCUGAGUGACAACAGCCUGCAGGAUUCAGGAGUGAAGCUGCUGUGUGGUUUUCUGGAGGGUCCACACUGUAGACUGGAGACUCUGAGAUUGAGUGGCUGCAGUUUGUCAGAGAUCAGCUGUUCUUCUCUGGUCUCAGCUCUGAAGUCCAACCCCUCCCAUCUGAGAGAGCUGGACCUGAAGUCCAACAACCUGCAGGGUUUAGGGGUGAAGCUGCUGUGUGAUCUUGUGAAGAGUCCACACUGUAGACUGCAGACUCUGAGAUGGAAGUGUGGAUCUCUGUCAGUGUGAGCGGUGAGGAAGGAGGUUGUGUUGGAGGAUCCGCUGUGUCCUGAUGAUCCAGAGAGGUUGAAGCAGCAGCAUCAGCUCUGACCUGUCACACUGUCUGACCUCCUCCACCUGGACUUUAUUAGAUAAUCUGAACACAAAAAAGUCUCUACAGAUUCAUUUAUGAGCACAGAACUGCAGAUUAACACAUUUCUGUUUCUGUCACAGCUCCACCUUGUGGAACGAUGGAGUGUUGCAGUUCAUUUACACAUUACUAACAAUGGAAGUUCAUAUUAUGUUUAAAGUUGAGUUUCUGUUUUUUGCCAGCAGUACCAGCAGUUUCUGAUAUUCUUAUAUGGAAUGGAGUGCACCUAUAGCACUUAAAGCACUUUACACUAUAUGUCAUAUUCACUCAUUGAUUCAUAGCUGCUCAUUAGAAACAGGAACUAAUCCCAUUCACACACAUUCAUAAACCAGUGGCACAUAUGGAUGUCACCAUACCAGAAAUUAAGUAGUGCCGGUGAUAUUCUACGCUUCCAAAUACCAAUUUCGAUAUCAUGGUAAAAAUGUCCCAAAAAGUGUUUCCACUGGAGUCCACUGUACAUAGAGGACAAAAAUGUUCUGACUUAGAACCAAGUGUGAACGUAUCCAGCGGACGUGACGUACUGCGAGGUGAGCUGCUCUCAUUGGCUGCACAGUUUUGACUCGUCCGUAGCAGGAAACAAUGGCGGCUCGCCUGGUCACACACAAUCUUGUAUUCCAGCUAAACACUAAAAUAUGUUCUGAAAUCAUUUAAAGCAUUUUAAGGCAACAGAAUCUAGCUUCGUAUCUGAUCAGCGCUGCCUAGUUUGAGAGUUUGAUCUGAGUUUGGUGCAUAGAGCUGGAUGGACUCACUGUGAAUGAGCUGUCAAUCAAAAGGUAGCCCCGCCCAAAAGACCACGCUGCUUUAUCGUCUAUUUAAAAUUAAAUUAGACCAUAAUUUACUAAAUGGACAUCAUAAUGUAUUGAACAAAAUGUUAAACUAGCGACUGAGACCCUAUACUCAUCAGGAAACUGUUUACUGAGCUCAUAAAGGAAGUGUCAAGUCGGUGAAUGGGAUCUCUGUGUUAUUGCAGCCAACGGUGCUGGAAUUUACAUAGAAUGCAGGUUUAAGACACUUCCAGGUUGGCUUCACUUUCAGCUCUGUCCAUUAUAUAUACUGUCGUUAUAUAUACAGUCAAUGCUUAUAACACACUGCACGUUUUACCUCUUUUUUUAUUUAAUUCAACAUGUGGUGCACUUUUGCAAGCUUUAUGUAACGCUCAUAUUAGCCUAUAAAUAGUGACAAAAAGAUGAAUUCCUACUGACUGCAGGAAGACAAUCGUGUUUUUUUUUCUAAUGGUAACUUUAUUAUUUAUAUAAAUAAAUGUUAUAUUGGACGAGUUCUUGCAAUAACAGACAUCAGCGUUUAUAUUUAUUAUCUCACAUUCUUUCUUUUGCACUUCAGAAGGUGUCAAUCAAUCAGCUGUUUGCAUAUUCUUUGUAAGAAUAAACUCUUCUUAUAUGAUA